Rhodamnia argentea is the source of this 1154-nucleotide messenger RNA. Its product is annotated as protein DCL homolog, chloroplastic. Lineage: Eukaryota; Viridiplantae; Streptophyta; Magnoliopsida; Myrtales; Myrtaceae. Gene Ontology annotation, cellular component: chloroplast. The transcript is spliced from 3 exons. Gene Ontology annotation, biological process: chloroplast organization; chloroplast rRNA processing. The record is from RefSeq and is a predicted model, not a curated record. The coding region runs from base 337 to 960 and encodes 207 amino acids.
UUCCCUCUUUCUCUCUCUCUACACUUAUCCGCUGAGCUUUAUUAGCUUCACUGAAUGAACGGACGAACGAGCGACGACGAAAACGUGACCGAGUAACCAUUUCUUCUUCUUCUUCUUCUUCUUCUUCUUCGCAAAGAGCUCUUGAUCAUCGGACAAUCACGCAUGAGACUCGAAGCGGAGGCUCAUCAUCAUCGUCUUCGUCGUUCGCUCCAUCUAUCCAGUGCCACCACCCGCGAAGCUUGAUGACUGACUUGGUUUCUGCUUCCGGCGGCGCACUGCGACGUCCACGUCCACGUCCUGAGGAAUCCUUUUUCGCCCCGAUUUUCGCCUCUGGUGAUGCCUUUUUCGUUCCACAAGGCGACGCCGUCCGUCUGCGCGCUGAGGACCGGAUCCGGGAGCGGCAAAGUCCGCAGCCAGGAGGCCUUGGGCUCGGCCUUCGUUCGGAGGCCGAUUGUGUCUCCGGCGAAGGAUUUGGCUGGAGAUUCGGCGGAGGAUGAGGCGUCCGGAGAAGCUGAGAAGACUAAUUUGAGCGACAGAGAAGCCGAAGACAGUGAAGAGGAAGUGGAGGAGGCGGAGGAGGAAUGGGUUGAUUGGGAGGAUAAGAUAUUGGAGGACACCGUGCCUCUGGUUGGCUUUGUGAGGAUGAUUCUGCACUCUGGAAGAUAUCAAAGCGGAGACCGGUUAAGUCCAGAGCAUGAGAGAACCAUUCUUGAGAAGUUGCUUCCGUAUCAUCCUGACUUUGAAAAGAAGACUGGUUGUGGAAUUGAUUAUAUUACGGUCGGCUACCAUCCUGAUUUUCAAAGCUCAAGGUGCUUGUUCAUAGUCCGAAAAGAUGGAGAGUUAGUUGACUUUUCCUACUGGAAAUGUGUAAAAGGCCUCAUCAGGAAGAAGUAUCCUUUAUAUGCGGACAGCUUCAUUCUUAGGCAUUUCCGACGGCGAAGGCAAACUGAUGGACGGUAGCAUUUAUCUCAUUCCGCUUGUAACUUACUCAAAAAAAUUGAAAAACGAAAGAAAGUAACAGCUUUCAUAUUCAUAUGCCGAGGAAUUCAUUCGUCUUAUUGUUGCAUCUCUUAUGCUAUAAUCAAUUCCCAGAGAACUCUGUGGAGGUUAGAAGGUAAGAUUUAAAGUACAGGGUAUUGCAAUAUUCUUGUGAA